AUGGCGAUGUCGGUGGAGGAGGCGAUGGAGAGCUACGUGUAUCCCUCCUACAACCCCUACGCCUACCGUUACCCCCCGCCCAAGGGGAAAGGGCCGGGUCCCUGGAGGCAGCGGGGCGGUUACUUCUCCGGCUACGGCGACAGCGCGGCCGUGGCGGCGGCAGCGGCGGCCGAGUACUUCGACCACUACCAGCGGGCGCACCUCAAGGCCAUCCUGUCGCAGGUGAACCCCAACCUGACGCCGCGGCUGCGCAAGGCCAACACCAAGGAGAUGGGCGUCCAGGUCAACCCGCGCCAGGACGCCUCGGUGCAGUGCUCGCUCGGGCCGCGCCCGCUGCUGCUGCUGCGCCGUCGGGGCCCCGGGGCGCCGUCGGGCCAGGAGCAGGGCAGCCCCGUCAGCCACGUGGCGGCGCGCAGCGUGCGCUUCCCGCGGACCCUCGCCGUCUACUCGCCCGUCGCCUCCCGGCACCUCACCACCUUCCUCGAGGAGCCCGAGCCGUCGGAGGCGCCGCCCACCAGCGAGCCCGAGGACCGGGCGGGCGCCGCCGGGGAGAAGGCGCCCGAGGGACCCACCCAGGCGGGAAAGGAGGAGCCGCCGGUCUCCGAGGGGGCGCAGGAGAAGCCCCCGGAGGCCGAGGCCGCGGGGAAAGCAUCGCCGGCGAAGGAGCAGCCGCAGCAGCCUCCUCUGGAGGAGUCCGGGCAGAGCAAGACCCGCGUCCGCUUCCAGUUCCUGGAGCAAAAAUAUGGCUACUACCACUGCAAGGAAUGCAACAUCCGCUGGGAGAGCGCCUACGUGUGGUGUGUACAGGGCACUAACAAGGUUUAUUUUCGGCAGUUCUGCCGGACUUGCCAGAAAUCAUACAAUCCCUACCGUGUGGAGGAUAUCACCUGCCAAAGUUGCAAGCAGAAACGGUGCACCUGCCCUGUGAAACUACGCCACGUUGAUCCCAAGAAACCUCACCGCCAGGAUCUCUGUGGAAGAUGCAAAGGCAAACGUCUCUCGUGUGAUAGUACAUUUAGUUUCAAAUACAUUAUUUGAGCAGGAGAGUGGGAUGUGUGCAUGGAAGAACUCUGAAUAUUUAAAAGUGCGAGGAGCACAGAUUUUGUUUGGAAGUAGCAGGUUGUAGCAAUGGAAAGCUUGCCAGUGAAGCUGUAGUAUAGCAAAUGCAAAUUAUAAUGCAACCUAACAUCUACCUCAUCUGUUAAUUAUAUUAAGAAUGGAAAGGAAUCUGCUUGAUAUACUGGGACAAAACCAGAUUCUCCUUAUUGCAAUCAGGGCUUGAAAAGCUAAUUCAGCAAUAUUUUGUUUUUUGUUUUAGGGAAGGAGGCUUAGUUAACCAUGGUCCUAUCCACCUAGAUGUGAUAGAGAAUGUGCAGCAUCUUUCUGUAUGUUCAUAUUUUUCAGAGAUGCUUUUUCUUUCCACAUCCUGAAUGGUCCAGUACUGGCAACGGGAACUAAAUUUUCAUUGACAAUCUUCCUAAUCUGGCGGAUGAAAUUACACAAGUCAGGUUUAUUUGUGGAAGUGCUAAAUCUUGAUAUGGAAAGGGAGAAGUAAUCACCAAUUGUCUACUGUUUGGGGCCGGCAGCACAUCUGUGCUACCUUGUGAACAGCUGUGUACUUAUGGAUCACAGGUGUUUGAAGGGUGUUAGAUAAACUUAGACAAUGGUUCUGAGCCAGUAGGUUGGAUUAGAGUUGUAUACAUAAUUCUGGGUCACCAACAAGCAUAACUGGUAUGUUGUAUACUAUCUCAGAAAUUGCCUAAUUGAAAUUCAAAGGAGUGAUUUACUUGUAGGUAAGUGCUAGGAUGAAUCUGAUGCAUCCAAAGUUUCCAGAUGUUAACUUUUUUGUCCUCAACCAUGACGGUGAAUGUCAGUCUCUUAAGUUCCUGAUAAACUAGUACCUGAUAGCUAAAUAAAGUGAU
Sphaerodactylus townsendi is the source of this 1922-nucleotide messenger RNA. It is a transcript of the gene ZAR1, whose product is annotated as zygote arrest 1. Gene Ontology annotation, biological process: translation. The record is from RefSeq and is a predicted model, not a curated record. NCBI's taxonomy places the organism in Eukaryota, Metazoa, Chordata, Lepidosauria, Squamata, Sphaerodactylidae. Gene Ontology annotation, molecular function: mRNA base-pairing post-transcriptional repressor activity. The transcript is spliced from 4 exons. Gene Ontology annotation, cellular component: cytoplasm. Bases 1 to 1038 code for a protein of 345 amino acids.